UCAUUAGCACUGAUCAGUCGGAGGCGCCCGUCACUGUUAUACCUCACUCAUGUAGCAAUCUCUUAUCUAAAUAGUACCAAUCAUUUUCUUUGUCGUUUGUGAUCAUAUCAACGAGUGGAUUGUGGCUGAGUGAACAGAUUCCGUGCGCAAUUUCAUCUUUUAAUCGUCUUUAUUUAACUCUCCGGAAUGGUGCACCAUAAUAUCCAGAUCGGACUUAACAACAUUGUGUCGGAUGCGGUAACGGGCCCAGAAGAAGUACCAGGCAAACAGAACGGCGAUGCAGGUCGUACAGGCACCGUCACCUACGGCAUUGACGACGUGCCGCCAUGGUACCUGUGCAUCUUUAUGGCUCUGCAGCAUUACCUGACGAUGAUCGGCGCAAUAGUGGCGAUCCCGUUCAUCCUGUGCCCCGCACUGUGCAUGCUGGAGACGGACCCUGACCGCUCCAACAUCAUCUCCACCAUGAUCUUUGUUACUGGCCUAAUAACCUGGCUCCAAGCAACCUUCGGCUGCCGUCUGCCGAUCGUGCAGGGCGGGACGAUCUCGUUCCUGGUGCCGACGCUGGCGAUCCUGGGCCUGCCGGCGUGGCAGUGUCCAGACGCGGCUGCGCUGGCUGCCAUGACGCAGCAGCAGCGUCGCGACACCUGGACCCUUAGGAUGUGCGAGCUCUCCGGCGCCAUCGCUGUCUCCGCGCUGUUCCAACUAUUUCUAGGUUAUUUCGGCGUGAUCGGUUCCCUGCUGCGUUACGUGACCCCAUUGACUAUCGUGCCAACGGUCUCACUAGUGGGCCUCACGCUCUUCGACCACGCGGCUGAGGCAGCCGCCCAGCAGUGGGGCAUUGCCGCUGGUACGUUCACGCUGCUGACGAUCUUCUCGCAGUGCAUGGGCGGCGUGGAGGUGCCGACGCUGGCGUGGCGGCGCGGGCGCUGCGUCCUCAGCUGGUUCCCGCUCUUCAAACUGUUCCCGGUAUUGCUAACAAUAGUGAUAAUGUGGAUGAUCUGCGCAAUCCUGACGGUGACUGGCGUGUUCCCCGCUGGCCACCCCGCUAGGACCGACCUCAAGAUCAACAUCAUCGAAGACGCGCCUUGGUUCCGCGUGCCUUAUCCCGGGCAAUGGGGAGUCCCAACGGUGAGCGUGGCUGGCGUGCUGGGCAUGUUGGCUGGAGUACUCGCCUGUACCGUGGAGUCCAUUAGCUACUAUCCCACCACGGCGAGGAUGUGUGCGGCCCCCCCGCCACCCCUGCACGCCAUCAACCGCGGGCUCGGCACUGAGGGGCUGGGUACGGUGCUGGCCGGGCUGUGGGGCUCCGGUAACGGUACUAACACCUUCGGAGAGAACGUCGGCGCCAUCGGAGUCACCAAGGUGGGAUCCCGUCGUGUGGUCCAAUGGGCGGCGGGUCUGAUGGUGCUGCAGGGUGUCGUGGGGAAGCUGGGAGCUGUCUUCAUCAUCAUCCCACAGCCUAUAGUCGGGGGGCUGUUCUGUGUCAUGUUCGGCAUGAUAUCUGCUUUUGGUCUAUCAGCGCUGCAGUACGUAAACCUGCACAGUUCUCGGAACCUGUACAUUAUAGGGUUCAGCCUGUUCUUCCCGCUGGUGCUGACUCGCUGGAUGGCGGCGCACAGCGGCGUCAUACAGACGGGUGUGGAAGCCUUAGAUGCUGUGCUGCAGGUUCUACUGUCCACCUCUAUACUAGUUGGGGGGAUCGUUGGAUGCUUACUGGAUAAUUUAAUACCUGGUACUGACGAGGAGCGAGGACUAGCAGCGUGGGCCAAAGAGAUGUCGCUGGAAGCAGCCGGGGCGUCGGAAGAAGGGGACACUUAUGACUUCCCUGUUGGAAUGUCACUUAUUAGAAGAUGGACCUGGACUAAGUAUCUGCCGUUCAUGCCGACGUACGAGGCCGGGAAGUUCACAUCACUCUUCAGGAAGAAGGAGAGCUGAUCUACCAGGAGACCAUGAGGAAGAAAGGUCGUUGGUAAAGCGGACGUGACUUGACGUGUUAAAACUACGGGCGAGGAAAAAGGACAAACAAAAACGCCAACUAAUACAUUUUUUUUAAAGUUGAAUAUCAUUAUGACAGAUUGUUAUUAUACCGUAUUUAUUCACCCGUUUCCAAUAAAUUGUUUAUCAAACAAAAA
This is a messenger RNA of Pectinophora gossypiella (pink bollworm), 2132 nucleotides long. RefSeq names its product solute carrier family 23 member 2. The record is from RefSeq and is a predicted model, not a curated record. NCBI's taxonomy places the organism in Eukaryota, Metazoa, Arthropoda, Insecta, Lepidoptera, Gelechiidae. Gene Ontology annotation, cellular component: membrane. Gene Ontology annotation, biological process: transmembrane transport. Gene Ontology annotation, molecular function: transmembrane transporter activity. Bases 187 to 1935 code for a protein of 582 amino acids. The transcript has 14 exons.